This is a messenger RNA of Lycium barbarum (goji berry), 819 nucleotides long. RefSeq names its product GPI-anchored protein LLG1-like. The record is from RefSeq and is a predicted model, not a curated record. The transcript has 3 exons. Lineage: Eukaryota; Viridiplantae; Streptophyta; Magnoliopsida; Solanales; Solanaceae. Bases 109 to 564 code for a protein of 151 amino acids.
GUGAAGAUAUUCAGAAAGAAAAGCAGUGCACGUCAUUACAAUAGAGGGAAGAAAAGGAGAUCAAUAAAGAGUUAAAUCUCUACCAAAUUAAGAAGAAGAAAAGCAACAAUGGCAUUUGAAAGAUCAUGCUUCUUCUUGUUUUUCUUCUUCCUUGCUGAUGGCUUGGCCUCCUCUUCCCCAUCCUACAUCUCAUAUGACGCGCUUAAUGUUCACAUGCGCCGUGGCCUUCUUGAAAGGUUUAUGGUGAAGAAUGAUUGUCCCAUUGAUUUCGAGAAGGAAGACUUCUCCGUCCUUACAAACCAAUGCAAAGGACCUAAUUACAACCCAGUGACAUGUUGCAAUGGGAUUAAGCAAAUAGCCUGCAGAUACGCAGAAGAAAUAAAUGACGAGAACAAUAGGUGUGCGCAGGGCAUGAAUUACUUCAUUAAUAAAAAAGGAGGCUACCCAAUGGGUCUCUUUAGUAAUAUGUGCAGAGACGAUAGAGAGGGUUUGAACUGUGCCACCACUACUGGUCCAGCUAUAAACAAACUAAGGGGCACUUUUGCUGCAAAACCAAGAGGCUGAUAUUAAAUUAGGGAUGACAAAAUUGCUUGGAUUAAUUAAUUAAAAUAAAAGAGUCUUGUAGGUACAUUAUGAUGUUGGUUAGUAAUAACCUCUGUCAUUCAUUUAAAUCAGUCAUUCAUUUAAAUCAUAACAUGGUGUGUACAGUUGAAAAUUUAGUAUUGCAUUUUGUGAUACGAAUUUUACACUGAUGAUGACUAUUUUUCGGAUGUUCCGUGAGACUAGUAUGAAUAAGAUAAUACAUUUUCUUUCAAUUAA